Neoarius graeffei (lesser salmon catfish) is the source of this 3050-nucleotide messenger RNA. It is a transcript of the gene st14b, whose product is annotated as ST14 transmembrane serine protease matriptase b. NCBI's taxonomy places the organism in Eukaryota, Metazoa, Chordata, Actinopteri, Siluriformes, Ariidae. Gene Ontology annotation, biological process: acrosome reaction; proteolysis. The record is from RefSeq and is a predicted model, not a curated record. The coding region runs from base 351 to 2906 and encodes 851 amino acids. The transcript is spliced from 21 exons. Gene Ontology annotation, molecular function: serine-type endopeptidase activity; protein binding.
GUUCAUUAAGUUCGGUGACAACUUCAUUUGGGCAGGUUUCCUGCUGCCCUGCCUUUACAGCUACACCUUUACCUGCUGAACAGAAGGGAACUAGUUAUAGAACUGAACUAACGAGAAACGUCUUUAUUUUAUCAUUUUUUGGGGUUCGAACUGACGGUUUUGUCAGGAACUAUAUUAACUUGCAUUGGAUUCUCAUCGUACUUCAACUCCUGACACCUGUUCAGUCGAAGCAACAGACUGGGGCUUCCACUCAAACCGCAACUUAGCCUACUAAAUAGUGUGCCAAAGAAGUAUCCUACGCGUCCGGUAGUGUGAGCCUACCUCAUAGCCUUCUGCAUCCAGGGAAUACAAUGGAGUCUGUCGGGAAUGGAACUGAAGACCUCCCGAAAGACCCGGAUGAACCCGUGGACUCAUCAGUGCAAUUUCUCCCCGAGUCUGAUGCUAAGGAAGUGAAGAAGAAAUUACCCUUCAGAACCAUCUUAGUAAUCAUUCUGAUCGUAUUGGCAGCAAUCACUGCACUGAUAGUAGGGCUUCUAGUCUGGAACUUUCAUUUGAGAACAGAUGGAAGAACAAAAAAGGUCUUCAGUGGUUCUCUAAUGGUGGCCAAUCGGAGAUUCAUAGACUCUUAUGAAAAUAGUAGCAGUGCUCAAUUUAAUGAGCUGGCUUCUCAACUCUCUAAACAAAUGAAAAAUAUGUACAGUAGUGUGCCAUUACUGUCCAGAUAUUACGUCAGCUCCAGCAUUCAAGCCUUCAGUGAGUCCAGUGAUGGUAGUGUUAUAGCCUACUACAUGUCUGAGUUCAGUGUGCCAGAGGCUCAGGUGUCUGCUGUGGAUGAAGCCAUUAGGUCUUCCAUACGUACUGCGGGUCCAGGACAAACACGUAGGCUGAGCCUGCACCUUAAGCCCACCGGUGAUCUGCUUAUCAGCAAUAUGAUGGCUGCAGCUGUAGAUCCUCGCUUGGUUGAUUCAACUCUGAAAGGUCACUAUACGGAAUUCCAUCACUCUCGUGCGGGCGAGACGGGCAUCAUCCGGUCUCGAGGCUUUCCUGAUUCUUCCUAUGAUGCCAACACCUACGGUCAGUGGCAGCUCCGUGCCGACCCCAACCACAGAAUUCAGCUGGAGUUUACAGUGAUAGACCUGGAGAAUGAUUGCCACAAUGACUUCAUUAGAGUGUAUGAUUCCCUUGUCCCCAGUGAGAAUCAGGUUAUGGCAGAGAAAUGUGGCCGCUACACCCACAAUGAACAGCUGGCUUUCCUCUCCUCUGGAAAUGUCAUGUUAGUUACUUUGGUCACAAAUGGAGAGAAGAAUUUCCCAGGCUUCAGUGCAAAGUACUCUCAGGUACCUGCAGAAAACCAAGGGUGUGGUGAGAAACUAACGGGGAUGAAAGGCAUCUUUACGUCUCCAGGCUUCCCCUCCAGUUAUCCUCUCCAAACCCAGUGUGUUUGGAACAUUAAAGUUCCUGAGGGAAAGUACAUCAUAAUAAAUUUCAAAAAGUUUUCACUGACUGAUCCAGGACAGAGUCCAGACAACUGUACUAAAGAUUACGUGGAGGUUAAUGGCAAAAGGAUAUGUGGAGAAAAAUCUGGAAAAGUAUCCCAAAUCAUCAAAACCAGUAAGACAGAUAUCACAUUCUUCUCUGACAUGCCCUAUGUAGACAAGGGCUUCUCUGCAGAGUUUGAAGCCUUCGAACCCUCUGAUCGAUGUCCUGAAAAAUUCCUCUGUGAAAAUGCUGCCUGCAUUCCUCAGAAACUGAAAUGUGAUGGCUACAAUGACUGUGGAGACAUGAGCGACGAGAAUGACUGCAUCUGUGAUGAGUCUCAGAUCAAAUGUAAGAACGGCUUCUGCAAGCCCAAAUACUGGCGCUGUGACAGAGUGAAUGACUGUGGUGACAAUACAGAUGAGGAGAACUGUGGAUACUGUAAAGCUGGGGAAAUAGCCUGUCGAAAUGGCCACUGUAUCUCUGAGCAGAAGAAGUGUGAUGGCCAUAAUGACUGUGAGGAUGGUACAGAUGAAUCCCAGUGUCCUAAAUCUAUAGUCCUCACCUGCUCCGAGUUUACCUUCAAGUGUAAGAACAACAUUUGCAUCAGCAAGCAGAAUCCAGACUGUGAUGGACACAAAGAUUGUGAGGAUGGUUCAGAUGAAGAAGGCUGUGACUGUGGUAUAAGGCCAUACCAGUCCUCUCAGAUUGUGGGUGGUAAGGAAGCCAGUGAAGGCGCCUGGCCCUGGCAGGUUAGUCUUCAUUUAAAGGGAAGGGCUCAUGUGUGUGGAGCCUCCCUAAUUAGCAACCUCUGGUUAGUCACUGCGGCACACUGUAUACAAGAGACUAACAGAUAUUCUGGGCCAGAACAGUGGGAUGUCUACCUGGGACUACUCAUUCAGAGUCAGGCCAACACGGCCAACACAGUGCACAAGCAAGUGAAGCGGAUCAUCUGUCAUCCUCAGUAUAACACCCUGACCUUUGAUAAUGACAUUGCUCUGAUGGAGCUGGACAGCCCUGUGACCCUCAACCAGUAUAUUUGGCCUAUCUGCCUACCUGCAGCCACAUACGUGUUAUCUGAAGGCCAGUCUGUGUGGAUCACAGGUUGGGGCAGAAUCAGAGAGGAGGGACAGUUAGCAUCAGUGCUACAAGAAGCAGAGGUGCGUAUCAUCAACAAAACAGUGUGCAACCAGCUGGUUGAAGAUGAGAUCACACCACAAAUGAUCUGUGCAGGAAUUCUGAGAGGAGGAGUGGAUGCCUGUCAGGGUGACUCGGGUGGGCCCAUGUCCUUUGUAGACCCAGCAACCAACCGCUUUUUUCUAGUCGGGGUCGUGAGCUGGGGUGAAGGCUGUGGUCGAAAGGGGAAGCCUGGCAUUUACACACAGGUUACCAAGUACCGCAGUUGGAUCCAAGAGAAGACUGGAGUAUAAAGUGCACAUCUGAGACGAUCUAGACCAAUCCCUCCUGCUCCUGAAGAAAUGCGCUCCUGUGUUCAUGAACAUAGUCUUUGUUGCCUCAUGAACUUGUUUCAUUCGCAUCAGUAUGAAAAUAAAAACUACCUGUUCUUGCAACUA